CUCCCAAAUGCGCGAAAAGAUUGCGCAUGAGGGGCAGAUGGUGCACUGGCCACCGUAGUUGAAAGACGGAAGUAACUGCUUUGAAGUAUACGAAUAUUGUUUUCUCCACGGGUUUAAUCAUAAAUUGGUUUAUUUAUCUUUAGCCAAGAUUUAAAAAAUGGCAGCGGUGUUUCUUAUUACGUUGUAUGAAUAUUCUCCAUUAUUUUACAUUACUGUCAUAUCGUUAUGUUUCGUUGUUACCGCCGCCAUGGUCCUCGGCUGGUUUGGUUUCGAUGUCCCAGUGAUUCUCCGCAGCUCUGAUGAGACUGAGUCAGUCGUGCCUGUCCCAGAGAAGAGGAUGGUUCAGGUGGCCAACCCCUUUGCCCUAGAGAUGGGGUCCUCUGGGGUGGCCUCUGUGACUGAGGGUGUGUCCCUGCUUCCAUGCUGCCUGGAGCCUUGUGUGCUGAGUUGUUACUGGGGUUGUGGUGUCCAUGCCCUACAGGGGGCGCUACAGACCCACCAACACGGCCCCAGUAAGCUCACCACCCCACAUCUGUUCCAGGAAGCUCUGCACUUCCAGUACCACCACUGCCAAAGCUUCCAUAUGAGUGGAGAGGACAGAGAGGAGCAUUAUACCAAGAUGCCAGCCGAUCUGGGGAUCACUGAUUUCGGGCUUUUGCCACGGGAACGCUACCCCAUAGUGGCUGUCCUCACACUGGCCGAAUCUGAAGCAAGGGACACGUACAACAUUGUCGCCAGCGUCACAGUGGUUCACGUUCCAGAUGACAAAUACAGCCUGUCGGCACGGAUCCUGUUUCAAUAUCUCCUCACGGCACAAGGGAACAUGUAUGAGUUGAAGCCACUAUUUAUGUCAGCCGAGAGCAAGGGGUUGUCGGAGGCGACUGACCCCGACCGUAGCACAGAGGCACCACCAGAAACACAGAAAAGAGAACCCGGAAAGGAGAUGCCAGGAAUGGAAGAUGAAGAGGAUUGGUCAGAGGAGGGAAAAGGCAAAGACUGUGUGGUGUGUCAGAAUGCACCUGUUAACCGCGUCCUGCUGCCCUGCAGGCACGCCUGUGUGUGUGACGGCUGUGUCCAUCGCUUCCAACACUGCCCCAUAUGCAGAGCUUUCGUAUUAGAGUCCUUUGCCCUGUUCCAGCAGCCCCAUAUGGAGGAGGUAGAGGAAGAAUGAACUGUAAUGUAGCAGGUCAAUAUUACCAGUAUUUAUAAUAUGAACGUAGUAAUGUUACUCAUUGGAGUAGCUCUACAGGCUACUGAUAGGAAGGAAUGGUGUCCAAAAAGUCCAUGCUGAUUGUCACAAUGGGUGCUGUUCCAACAGAUACAUGAGUACAAUUUCAACAGAAUCAAAGUGUUUACCGAAUGGAUGAUAUGGUUUCACAUUGGUGUUUUAUUGGACAUUUCCAACUGUUUUAUGGCUGUGUGAGCAUACAGCAUAUGUACAUUUUAUCACAUUGAGUUUAUCGAGGUGCAAACUACUUGUACUAUUUGUAAAAUGUAGAUAUGGAAAACCUAAUAUUUUUGAUGUGCAAUGUAUAGAGAAUGUAUUGUUUUUGUCAAUAUACCAUACUGUGAGGUGUUUUUUCUUUUGACCCUUAAAUCGUGGCCAAAGUUAUGAAUUGCAUCUUUAUGAAAAUCUCAAAGAAAUCAAAACUGGCAUCACAGCUUCCCCAAGGUUUAAAAGGCAGCAAAAAAAUAGGACAAUCAGUGUGAAAUAUCAAUGUUUUAAUGUGACAUAUUCCUUUGAUUUUACAGAUACAGGUGCUCCAAUGGCAAGAAUAUUUGUUUUGUUAAUAUAACCCAAAAUACUGGGCCAGUGGGCAUAAAUUUCACACUAUGGAGUGGAGACAGAGACAUUAAUGUAUCCAUUUCCAAUAUCUAUAACUGUUUUGAGGUCACUUCUUGGUAACUCUGUAUAUAAAUGGUACACUAAUUAGAA
Molecule: messenger RNA, 1936 nt
Organism: Oncorhynchus kisutch (coho salmon)
Lineage: Eukaryota; Metazoa; Chordata; Actinopteri; Salmoniformes; Salmonidae
Gene: cgrrf1
Product: cell growth regulator with ring finger domain 1
Exons: 6
Coding region: 158-1171 (337 amino acids)
Biological process (GO): negative regulation of cell growth
Source: RefSeq, a predicted model, not a curated record